Messenger RNA from Thermochaetoides thermophila DSM 1495, 858 nucleotides. RefSeq names its product putative short-chain protein. Bases 1 to 858 code for a protein of 285 amino acids. NCBI's taxonomy places the organism in Eukaryota, Fungi, Ascomycota, Sordariomycetes, Sordariales, Chaetomiaceae. Gene Ontology annotation, molecular function: oxidoreductase activity. The transcript is spliced from 3 exons. The record is from RefSeq and is a predicted model, not a curated record.
AUGUCUGCUCCCCGUGGCCGUCUCGCUGGCAAGAACGCCGUCAUCACCGGUGCCGCCGGUGGCAUCGGCCUCGAAACCUCGAUCCUCUUCGCCAAAGAAGGCGCCAACAUCCUCAUGGCCGAUAUCUCGGCCGAGGCUCUGGAGCGCGCUGUGGCCAAGGUGACGCAACUCGUCCCGAACCAUGGACGUGUUGAGCCUAUGGUUGUCGACGUCUCCAAAGAAUCCGACGUCCAACACGCAGUAGAAUACCUCGACGCCUGGGGCGGCCUCGAUGUCAUCUUCAACAACGCAGGCAUCAUGCACGCGCAAGACGGCGACGCCCUGUCCACGCCUGAGGCCAUCUGGGACCUAACUCACAACAUCAACGUUAAGGGCGUGUGGUACGGCUGCAAGCACGCUGUUUUGGCCCUCCGCCGGAACAAGAAGACCAAGGGGUCGAUUAUCAAUACCGCGAGCGUGGUUGCCUUGGUUGGGUCGGCCACGCCGCAGCUGGCGUAUACCGCCAGCAAGGGCGCAGUGUUGGCGUUGACAAGGGAGCUGGCCAUUGUGCAUGCUCGGGAGGGCUUCAGGUUCAAUGCGCUUUGCCCAGCGCCGCUGAAUACGCCGCUGCUACAAGACUGGCUUGGUGAUGACCAGGCUAAGCGGCUGCGCAGGACGGUGCACUUCCCUACCGGCAGGUUUGGUGAGGCAGUUGAGCAGGCGCAUGCGGUUGUGUUCCUGGCUAGCGACGAGAGCAGUUUCGUUAACGGGGCUGACUUCGUCGUGGAUGGCGGUAUGACCAAGGCCUAUGUGACAGCAGAGGGGCCUGCGGCGCCGGCGCCGGUGAACAAUGCCCUGAAGGACAAGCUGGACGAGUAG